AUGAAUAUGUUGGAUGAUGAAGAUGACCAAAGCUUUCACGCUACGCGUGACGGCUACUCCCAUUUGAGCGAUGUCGAAUGGGAUGCGGUUGAACGAAUGGGUUCGACCAUGGGCAUCCAUGCUGUUAGCGUCAUGCUAGAGGCUCUCAAUAGAGAUGCCCAACAUGCUACUAUCGCCAAGUUCAUUCAAAAUGAACUUGACGCUGAACGCGAGAAAGUAGCCUUGCUUCACCAACAAGGUUCUCAACAAGCAGAGUUGUUGAGAGAACAGGGUGCUCAACAGUUUGAACUGUUGAGACAGCAGCAGGCUGCUGCUGGUGGGUCGAUGCACUCGCGUCGGCCCGAGACUUUGAAGAUUGACAUCUCCAAGUAUAGGGGGGUUGUAACGGGGUGA
Molecule: messenger RNA, 393 nt
Organism: Peronospora matthiolae
Lineage: Eukaryota; Oomycota; Peronosporomycetes; Peronosporales; Peronosporaceae
Source: the annotation of a GenBank genome assembly